CGCACCAGCAGAUGGCAAUCCAGUCAUUUGAGCGCUUUCCCGCGCAGCUGAGCUUCUCUCCUUCAUUCACACCACCGAGAAUAACGCACUUUAUACUAUUCAGUCGACUUUUCCUGAUCAUCAUGGAUUCCUGUUCGUUACUCUAACGCUUCAUGGUCCUGCAAAUGGAUGACGGAAACAUUGGCAUCAAAUCGGAUCCACUCAAAGACAGAUUCCAUCUCGUGCGCGCGAGUUCCAUUGGCACGUUAAUUAGUUCCCUGGAUAGCGCGUGUGCGCGCACGGCGUGCUUGGAUCUCCAGAUGGGAGCGCGCAUUUAAGCUCGUAAAGACAGACAAUGAGAUGGACAGGGAGCCAGUAGGAGACAGACAGACAGGCAGUGGGAGAGAAAGACAAGAAGCUCCAGGACAGCAUGCACUUACGGCUCAGGUGGUGAUGACUUCCUGCACACACACACAACUGUACGGACCUGAUCUCCUGCAGGAUAUCCAAUCUCCCAUGAGCCUCUGAUUCCAUAAAGGUACCAGGAGAAAAGAUAGGUAGAGAAGAAUAUGCCUGGACUGCAUAAUGGAUUCCAACAGCACAGAGCCUGGUCAAUACUUGCACAUUGGCAGUCUGGGGCCACCAGUUUACUCACAAUCCUCUCCAUGGCCACUACUUCAGAGCAUGGCUGACACCAACACCUCGUUGCUGCAGAGCUUUCUGAACGUCAGCAGUGUUCAUGUGGUCAACAGUAGUGAAGGAGGACUGGAGAGCAAGUACGACCCUUUAGGUGGCCAUUCGUUGUGGCAGGUCAUUCUCAUUGUCCUGUUCACAGGAUUGCUGUCCCUUAUCACCAUCAUCGGCAACAUCCUAGUCAUCGUCUCAUUCAAAGUCAACCGGCAGCUCAAGUCUGUCAACAAUUACUUCCUGCUCAGUCUGGCCUUUGCUGACCUCAUCAUAGGGGUCAUUUCUAUGAACCUUUACACAGCAUAUAUUGUGAUGGGGCAGUGGGCCAUGGGAAACUGGGCGUGCGAUUUCUGGUUGGCAAUCGACUAUGUAGCCAGCAAUGCUUCGGUCAUGAAUCUGCUGGUGAUCAGCUUUGACCGGUACUUCUCUAUUACACGCCCACUGUCAUAUCGCGCCAAACGUACUACCAAGCGGGCAGUUAUGAUGAUUGGACUAGCGUGGCUAGUAUCUUUGAUCCUCUGGGCACCGGCCAUCUUGUUUUGGCAGUACUUCGUGGGUGAGAGGACAGUUCCACCUGACAAGUGUUACAUCCAGUUUCUCUCUGAGCCAAUUAUUACGUUUUGUACAGCUAUGGCAGCUUUUUAUUUUCCUGUCACCAUUAUGAGUGUCCUAUAUUGGAGGAUUUAUAAAGAGACUGAAAACCGCUCCCGAGAACUUGCAGGACUUCAAGGCUCGGGAGGACGUCUAGGGGCAGCAGACCGGCCUCAUUUCCGUAUCUCUGCCUCACGGGCGAGCUCUAAAAGCUGCCACAGCUCCGAGCUGAACCAGUCCGCACAUAGACAAAGGUCCUUGCUAGGACUUCCAGGUCACUGUUGGAAGUGGAGGUCUGCUGGUACAGCUGGGACAAAAGGUAAAAAUGAGGUGGACCAGAGUAGCUGUGACAGCUGGAACAACAACGACACUGCUGAUCAUUCUGGCUCAUCUGAUGAUGAGGAGAGUGCACCACCUACAACACGUGCUAUCUUCUCUAUCGUUCUGAGUCUACCAGGCAUGCGGGCAGCUGUGAACUCCCAAAUCAAGUCUUCUGAGGAAUUGGGCACUUCCGAGGAAGACCCACUACAAGGAACAGCAGAAAGCAGCACUAAGAAUGACAUGAGUCUUUCAUGUUCUGUCAGAAACGGCAAAAGGCGCUUUGCGGAUAACAUUGGCAACGUGCAGUCCGUGUCUGCCGUUCAGGUGACAGGCACAAGCAUCGAUCAAACCCAUACUAGCGCCAACAAAUCUGCCUCCACUCCUAUAUCUUUUAAAGAGGCAGCACUGGCUAAGCGUUUUGUCUCACGCGCAAGGACGCAGAUCACUAAACGUAAACGCAUGUCACUAGUGAAAGAAAAGAAAGCUGCACAGACUCUCAGUGCUAUUCUUUUCGCUUUCAUCAUAACUUGGACACCUUACAACAUUAUGGUGCUCGUCAACACGUUCUGUAACGGUUGCAUCCCGGAAUCCCUGUGGGCACUUGGCUACUGGCUGUGCUAUGUUAACAGCACGGUUAACCCAAUGUGCUAUGCUCUGUGCAACAAGACGUUCCGCACCACAUUCAAAAUGAUCCUGCUAUGUCGAUGGAACGAGAAGAAAAGCAAGCAAAGCUUUCAGCAAAAAGAGUCUGUCCGUUUACACAGAAGUAUCCCCGGGGACUCCACGUAGCAUAACCAGCCUGAAAACUAUGCUAACAUGGAGGAAAUACUACAAAUGAAGUCACACUGAGUCUGUCGACUCAGAUUUUAAACCAAAACUUUGGGUUUGGCUUCGAAUCUUGAUUUUACUAUGAGAUCUUUGCUUUUCUGUGAGAACGUUUUAGAAAGAAGAAAUAAACCUGGAGUCAAACGCUAACAAUGACCAUGAACUCAGUAUCUAUCGGUCAAUAAAGUAACUAUUUGUUUUUGGAUCCAUUUCAGUGAACUGCAUGAGUAUUUCAGGGAUGGAAUUUGACUGUUUCUGUAUUCAUUCAUAAAAAAUAAAGAACAAUUUUAUGUGUAA
Molecule: messenger RNA, 2700 nt
Organism: Silurus meridionalis
Lineage: Eukaryota; Metazoa; Chordata; Actinopteri; Siluriformes; Siluridae
Gene: chrm3a
Product: cholinergic receptor, muscarinic 3a
Exons: 6
Coding region: 565-2367 (600 amino acids)
Biological process (GO): G protein-coupled receptor signaling pathway, coupled to cyclic nucleotide second messenger; saliva secretion; regulation of vascular associated smooth muscle contraction
Cellular component (GO): dendrite; plasma membrane; synapse
Molecular function (GO): G protein-coupled serotonin receptor activity; G protein-coupled acetylcholine receptor activity
Source: RefSeq, a predicted model, not a curated record